UAAAUUUGUCAUUUUUGCAUAAAUCUGCCAAAUUUGACAGAUUUGUAUCUGUAUAACUUGAUGUUUGGCUGUCUACACAGUAUGUUUCAAUGCGUGGAAAGAACAAUGCUUUUUUGCUACAGCCCCUAAAUAGCUACAAUAUACAAUCCAAAAACGCGUGUGUACCUAUGUAUAUACGUUUGUGUGACUUUGAUCUUUGUCUAGCUUUCUAACUCGCAUUCUUAUUCAUCCACUGACUGAAAAAAUACAUAAAAAGAAGUGAUAAAUAAUGUUUCAGUACUGUUCAUAUUGUGCUUUACAACAGUUCAGGUUUAAAGAAAAAAAUGUUGAAGUAGGCGCCAAAUUCUAAAUAGGAUUAGUAAAUUCUUUAAAGUGAACUAAAACAUUAUUAUUAUUUCUUUUUAUCUAAUAGGGCAGAGGAGCAGACGAAUCAUCUAAUGGUAAGCAAUUGCCGCCGCCUAUUGAAAUUUUUCGAAGGUGUUUUUUUUUCUUUGAAAAAGAAAACGUUUGGUUUUUUUGGCACAGCGCACCCCUUACUUACUGGAAAUAAUUAACUCCCCCCUCUCCCGGUGAAUUGAAAACCUCCUCCUUUUCUUAAGUUGGUUAAAAGAUUAAAUUUUUUAUAUCUCAGUUUUUUAUUUUUCCCUUGUGGUUUCAGAAAUAAAUAUGCCUUUAUCUCCUGCUGAACGACAACGACUGUAUAGAGAAAGGUUAAAAACAAAAAACCCUGAAAAAUAUGAGGAAAUCAGGCUAAAAAAUUUAGAAAGAAUUAAAAAUAAUUAUAUAAGAGUAAAAGAACUAUCUGAACACCAAAGAAAGAUAAGGCGUAGGACUUGGCGGAAACUUAAAGAAAAAAGUAAAAUAAAGAAAAAAGAUAACAAUAACGAAAAUGAAGCACAAAAUCCAGAAAAAUGUUGCACAGAGAAAAAUAGCCGUAUAAAAAUAUAUAAACAUAUUUACUAUAAAUUUCAAAAGAAAUAUAAAUACCAAGAGGAAAAAAACAAACGCAUGAAGAAAAGAAUCGACACAUUGAGAAAAAAAGUAUUUAGACACAAAAUAUUAGCUGAAUGUCAACAAGAAAAGGCAGAAGUUAUAGAAAAAGAAAAUACUCAUGCUCCUUUUCGGACGGACCUUUUGCCCAAAUUGUUAGAGACGCUUUAUAAGAAGUGUACGACGAACAUUGAAAGGAAUGUAAUAAAAAAAAUUGUAAAUGACCCUUUGGUCAAAAGUUACAAAUUAAAAACACGAUGGGCUCGAUAUUUAGGCUUGAAAGGCAGAAUCCGCAACCCAGCAGCCAAAACAAAAAAACAAAAAUACAUUGCCGAUAAGAUAGAACAAUUUUUUUUACGUGACGAUAUAAGUCGAGCAACAGCUGGAAAAAAGGAGACCAAGACCCUAAAUAAAACAAAAAUGCAAAAGAGAUUGCUCCUCGACACGUUAAAAAACAUACAUAAAAAAUUUGUAAAUGACACCGGGUUAGCAAUUUCUUAUGCAACUUUUAUAAGAAGAAAACCAUUUUAUGUUUUGAGCCCGAAAUUGUCGGAUAGAGAUACUUGUGCUUGUAGAAAGCAUGCGAAUAUGCAUUUCAAAUUUAUUUCAUUGAAAAAAGCAUAUGUGUUGGUGUUCUAUAAUAAUUUGAAGGAAGCAGUAAAAGCGACUGUUUGUGAUGAGAAAUCAAGAAGCUGUAUGUAUUCCGAAUGCACGGUUUGUGCAGAAAAAAAAAUUAACUAUGACUAUUCAUCAACAAAUCAGGAUGCUAAUAUAUCUUGGAUAGAAUGGAACCUCAAAAAUCAUGAAUACGAUAAGAAUGGUGUAAAGAAAGUGUCUAAAAGGAUGUUAAAGGAGAUCAAGCAAGAUUCUUUAAAAAACUUGACAGAGAAGUUUGAGACGGAAUUUAAGGCUUAUAAGGUGCAUUUAUUUAACAUCACUCAUCAGUAUAGUACUUACAGAGAAUUGAAAGAUAAUCUUAAGUCUAAUGAAAUGAUCCUACAUUGCGAUUUUUCAGAAAAUUAUGCUUGUAAAAUGCAUCAGGAAGUUCAGGCUGUCCAUUUUGGCGGUUCACAGCACCAAAUAUCUUUGCAUACGAGUGUACUGUACAAAAAUAAUGAGAAAGCUCAAUGCUUUUGUACAUUUUCGGAUUCCAAAAGUCAUACACCCGAAGCAAUAUGGGCACAUCUGCAGCCUAUUUUGAUCUAUAUUCAAGAUAAUUAUCCCGCAGUUACUUGUUUGCACAUAUAUUCCGACGGACCAUCAUCCCAAUACAGACAGAAGAAAAAUUUUUUCCUCUUUAACAGUGUUAUGCAUCAUUUUGGUCUAAAGGGUACUUGGAACUACUUCGAAGCGUCGCACGGUAAGGGCGCGGCUGAUGGAGUAGGAGGAUAUAUAAAAAGACUACUAGAUAGGAAAGUAUUACACGGAAUUGAUAUAAAUACUGCUCAAGACGCAUAUACGCACACAAAAGAUACAUGUAUAGAAGUGUAUAAUAUUGAAGGAAGUGAAAUUGAAGAAAUUACAGACAAUUACAAAGAAGCCGGUACUCCAAGCGGGCCGCCAGUUGUCCGGUGCCAACUUCGCAAGCACAAACCGAACAGGAAGCCGCGGACGCCGUUCACCACGCAGCAGCUGCUCGCAUUGGAGAAGAAAUUCAGGGACAAGCAGUACCUGAGCAUCGCUGAAAGAGCAGAGUUUUCGUCUUCGCUGCGACUCACUGAAACACAGGUUAAAAUAUGGUUUCAAAAUAGAAGAGCGAAGGCGAAACGCUUGCAAGAAGCCGAGAUUGAAAAACUUCGGCUAUCGGCGCGCCCACUUCUGCCACCGUCCUUCGCUCUAUUUGGGGGAGGAGGUGCUCCCCCACUCUUCGCAGCGAUGGCUGCCGCCACGCGACCACAACUCAGUUUCCUCGGUGGCCCCCCGAGUCAUCAACACGCCAUCAACAUGAACAUACUCAACUCCUUACAGCCUCAUUGA
Molecule: messenger RNA, 2967 nt
Organism: Diatraea saccharalis (sugarcane borer)
Lineage: Eukaryota; Metazoa; Arthropoda; Insecta; Lepidoptera; Crambidae
Source: the annotation of a GenBank genome assembly